UGCGGCUUUCACUUCACAUCGUAUAAAUCGUCCCAAUUUGUAAUCGUCUGAAAUAUUUUAAUACCAAGAUUUUACCGGUAUUUAUGAUGCCGAUUUCCUCAGAAUGGGAACCGAUUUAGGUCUAAGAAUCCAUCCCAUCUUCAGACCACUUAUUCGAUAUGGCCUUCUGAUAGCGCUAUCCAGUUGCUGCUAUUGGCCCACCCGAACGGGUACGUUCGUGUUCGACGAUACGGUAGCGAUAGUGAAAAACCAAGACGUAACAAACCACAAAACCGCCCUGCGGGAUCUGUUCCAGCAUGAUUUUUGGGGCACCAACCUGACCGAUCCGACCAGUCAUAAAUCUUAUCGGCCGCUAACAAUCCUGAGCUUCCAGAAGGAAAUACAACUGUUCGGAAUGGAUGCAACUCUCAUGAAAACGACCAACUGGAUGCUGCACACGGGCGUCGGUUUGAUGUUGCCUAAAUUUUUCAAAACCAUCAACUGGACCCGUCAUCGGAAUUCACUCAACUUCGAGUACUGGGCGGCCGUACUGUUCGUAGUGCAUCCCAUUCACACGGAAGCCGUUGCUGGUAUUGUUGGCCGUGCCGAGUUGCUCGCGACGUUUUGGUUCGUUAUCGGGGUGACGAUUUACAGCAGCCUGUUCGGAGCCUCUCAAAGUCACGAUUUGCUUUGGAAACAUGCUUCCGUUUUUUCGUCGGUAUUUCUAUGCACGACCAUAUCAAUUCUAUGCAAAGAAACAGGAAUCACUACCCUGGCUGUUUGUGCAGCGUUGGACAUUUUGAAUCACAUAAACGAGCACAAUCUCGUUAAAUCAUUCCUCAGCAAUAGACUUUUACAAGUUCGCAUCAUGACAUUGGCCGCAAUGACCUGCAUCCUCAUCUACGGUCGACUGUGGAUUCAGGACUUUGGACGGCCUCAAUUUCGAGACAAAGACAAUCCCAUAGCUAUCAGCGAAGGAUUGACCAAAGUUUUGUCCCAAAGCUAUCUGUAUUGUCUGAAUCUAUGGCUUCUGCUGUGCCCCGAUUGGCUAAGCUUCGACUGGGCGCUGGAUUCGGUUCCCUUAGUUAGAACACUCUUCGACUAUAGAGUGCCGUUUGUGAUAAUGUUUUACGUGUUUAUGAUAAGUCUAGUUCUACGUACGAAAAUUCAUAAACCCGUUCUAAUGGGCGUAGCUCUGAUGAUAAUUCCCUUCCUGCCCGCCUGCGGCAUAGUUCGGGUGGGUUUUGUGAUAGCCGAGCGCGUUUUGUACAUUCCUUCCUUAGGUUACUGCUAUCUGAUAGCGUACGGAUUUGAACGGCUUUCCGAGAAAGUCGACACCCGAUGGAUCCGCAUUCUGUUACGAUCGGGAUUUUUCCUGAUCUGCUUGCUGUUUGUUGCUCGCACCGUGCAACGUUCGGAAUCCUGGUCGACGGAACAUCGUCUGUUCCGGUCGGCUUUGCGCGUCGUCCCGAAAAACGCCAAAGUUCACUACAAUAUAGCGCGCCUAGCGACCGACGAGGGCGACAAACCGACGGCCUUCGUUUUCUACAAGCGCGCCAUCGAACUGUACCCGGAGUACGAAGCGGCUCACAUGAAUCUAGGCAAUUUGUACCGCGAUGAACAGAACUAUGGAAUGGCUUUGCGGCAUCUGAGCAAAGCGAUCGAAUUUCACCAGGAAUUUCAUACUGCCUGGAUGAAUCUUGGCAUCGUACAUGCGGCGAUGAAAAAUUACGACGAAGCACUGUUCUGUUAUCAGCGAGCGAUGCGCAAAAAAAAGCACUAUCCCAAUUGUAUGUUCAACUUGGGGAAUUUGUACAACGACAUGGGAAAUCAGAGCCAGGCGUUGGCAGCCUGGAAUGAAACCGUACAGCAGGACCCGCAGCACAUCAAGGCGUGGAACAACAUGGUCAACGUGUACGACGGUGCCAAUCUGCAGAAGCAAGUCCUGGCCGUAACUGAUCGUGCUUUGAGCCAUCUUCCCGGUAAUCCCACCUUACUAGCGGCUCAAGCAACUGCCCUUGCUAAAAUGGGUCGCUAUCCACAGGCCGAACGCAUCUACAGUGAUCUUAUACUGUCUUACCCGAGGGAGGAAAAGUACCACCAGAAUAUGGGCGUCCUGUAUCAUCGCUGGGGAAAGCUGAAACAGGCCGAACGACUCUACCGAGAGGCACUAAAACUAAACCCGGGCUCGGAAAUGGCUAGAACAAAUCUCGCUAAACUGAUGGCCUCGAGACAUGGCCGCUUUUAAUCGGGUUUUAACUCUUUUUACUACUUUUUAAAACAAUAAAAUCUUUUUACUCGAACCGCCAGGAUUUCUUUAAGUCGUUCUACUCGAAACCAACUAUUUAUUUUAAAAAAAUCCCUC
Messenger RNA from Malaya genurostris, 2344 nucleotides. RefSeq names its product protein O-mannosyl-transferase TMTC4 (gene Tmtc4). The transcript is spliced from 5 exons. NCBI's taxonomy places the organism in Eukaryota, Metazoa, Arthropoda, Insecta, Diptera, Culicidae. The record is from RefSeq and is a predicted model, not a curated record. Gene Ontology annotation, biological process: endoplasmic reticulum unfolded protein response; protein O-linked glycosylation via mannose. Gene Ontology annotation, molecular function: mannosyltransferase activity; protein binding. Gene Ontology annotation, cellular component: endoplasmic reticulum. The coding region runs from base 104 to 2227 and encodes 707 amino acids.